UAUUGAAAAAGGUGACGUUGGUGACAGAAGAAGAACGAGAAUGAUUACUUAUCCAUAACUCCCAGCAGUAUGUCAGGGUAUAUACCCAGUUACUUAGACAAGGAUGAGCUAUGUGUAGUGUGUGGGGACAAAGCCACCGGAUAUCAUUAUCGCUGCAUCACUUGUGAAGGUUGCAAGGGUUUUUUUAGAAGAACCAUUCAGAAAAACCUCCAUCCAACCUAUUCCUGUAAAUAUGAAGGAAAAUGUGUGAUAGACAAAGUAACAAGAAACCAGUGCCAGGAAUGUCGCUUCAAAAAAUGUAUCUUUGUUGGCAUGGCAACAGAUUUGGUGUUGGAUGACAGCAAGCGGUUGGCGAAGAGGAAGCUGAUAGAAGAAAAUCGUGAGAAGAGGCGCCGGGAAGAGCUGCAGAAAACCAUCGGGCACAAACCAGAGCCAACAGAUGAGGAAUGGGAGCUGAUCAAAAUUGUUACCGAAGCACAUGUGGCCACCAAUGCACAAGGAAGCCACUGGAAGCAGAAAAGGAAAUUUCUGCCAGAAGACAUUGGACAAGCACCAAUAGUCAAUGCCCCAGAAGGAGGGAAAGUGGAUUUAGAAGCCUUCAGCCAGUUUACAAAAAUUAUCACACCAGCGAUUACAAGAGUGGUGGAUUUUGCCAAAAAGUUGCCUAUGUUUUGUGAGCUGCCAUGUGAAGACCAGAUCAUCCUUCUGAAAGGCUGCUGUAUGGAGAUCAUGUCGCUCCGUGCAGCAGUUCGCUAUGACCCUGAGAGUGAGACUUUAACACUGAAUGGGGAGAUCGCGGUGACAAGGGGCCAGCUGAAAAAUGGAGGUCUUGGAGUGGUAUCCGAUGCCAUUUUUGACCUGGGCAUGUCUCUCUCAUCAUUUAACCUGGAUGACACCGAGGUUGCUCUUCUUCAGGCUGUUCUGCUCAUGUCAUCAGAUCGACCGGGUCUUGUAUGCGUUGAAAGGAUAGAAAAGUGCCAAGAGGGUUUCCUCCUGGCGUUCGAACACUACAUUAACUACAGAAAACACCACGUUGCACACUUUUGGCCAAAACUGCUGAUGAAAGUGACAGACCUGCGGAUGAUCGGAGCCUGCCACGCCAGCCGCUUCCUGCACAUGAAGGUGGAGUGUCCCCACGAACUCUUC
Tinamus guttatus (white-throated tinamou) is the source of this 1146-nucleotide messenger RNA. Lineage: Eukaryota; Metazoa; Chordata; Aves; Tinamiformes; Tinamidae. The record is from RefSeq and is a predicted model, not a curated record.